GGUUUGGCCAGACCUCUUGUGAUUAGUCAGACCUGGGGAGAUGCAUGGGUCCAUUUUGGUGCUGGAUUAGAGACCAGAGAGAAGAUGGAGGGACAACAGCCAGCAGAUGCAGGAGCUGGAAAAGGCCCUCCAGCUGCUCAGCCUUGGAGCUAUGGAAAGAAUGGGGCAAGUCCUGGGCAGAAGGGCCAAGAGGAAGAAGCCAGCAGUUCAGAGGUCCAAAGUUGUGACUUUAGCAAAGUGCAGUUCCAGGGGGGGAAGAGUCCCCGAGAUGUUUGCACUCAGCUUCACCACCUUUGCUGUCAAUGGCUGCAGCCAGAAAGACACACCAAGGCUCAGAUGCUGGACUUGGUGCUCCUGGAGCAGUUCCUGGCUGUCCUUCCCCCAGAGAUGGAGAAAUGGGUGAGGGAGUGUGGAGCGGAGACCAGUUCCCAGGCGGUGGCCCUGGCCGAAGGCUUCCUCCUGACCCAGGAGUCUGAGAAGAUGCAAGAAGAGUUGCAGUCUUUGCAAGCUAUCACCGAGUAUCCCCAGGGGUGGAAAGAUUCAUCGAAAUCCUCUCAAGAGCUGCUAUUCAGGGAGAUCUCCCAGGAAGGUCAAAGUCAGGACAUUGCACCAGAGAAUAGAAAGCUGUCCUUAGUAUUUUUAGAACGACCUUCUCUUUGUGAUAGAGCUGAAAGAGUGGCUGAACCUCUGCCUCAGGGUGGUGUGUCUUUUGAGGAAGUGGCCGUGCAUUUCUCCGAGGAGGAGUGGUCUCAACUGGAUCCUGCCCAAAAAGCUCUCCAUGGGGAAGUCAUGCUGGAGAAUUCCAGAAAUCUGGCCUCUCUGGGUAAGAACCUCUGUGCUCAGAAAUGUAGAGAAGGCAUGG
Notechis scutatus (mainland tiger snake) is the source of this 862-nucleotide messenger RNA. Lineage: Eukaryota; Metazoa; Chordata; Lepidosauria; Squamata; Elapidae. The record is from RefSeq and is a predicted model, not a curated record.